Messenger RNA from Cydia pomonella (codling moth), 4156 nucleotides. Its product is annotated as zinc finger protein 41-like. Bases 858 to 2768 code for a protein of 636 amino acids. NCBI's taxonomy places the organism in Eukaryota, Metazoa, Arthropoda, Insecta, Lepidoptera, Tortricidae. The transcript has 11 exons. The record is from RefSeq and is a predicted model, not a curated record.
ACGAAUCAAGUCUGUAAGUCGAAUUUUGUGUCCACGCCACGGUAUAAUAACAGUUGUAGCUUUAUAAAAUACGCCCCAGAACUGCAAUUUUUUUUUGGCCAAAAAACACGAAGUUAAAACGUGUCCAAAUGUCAAACUAAAAAAAGUUCUAUGCCGCCAUCCCCAUUCCCCAUUCCCCUUGGCUUAUUUCCAUUUUCCCCCCUCUAUUCAACCAGUAACCAAUUUGUUUUUGUUUGAUAACAGAAAAAUAAGUAGUUAGUUAAUUUCGAUUUCAUAUAAAUGUAGAAUAUAUUUGUUUUGAUUAACAUUGAUUAUGAAGAUUACUUAAAUACCCUAAUCAUUAGGGCCUAAUGUGUAAUCAGUUCGUACCCUCGGCUAUCAUUCGAAGUGUUUACACAUUUAAUAUUUUGAGUUAAAAAAAGUUUCAUAUAUUUCUGACUUCUAAACAAUAUUGAUUUUUAUCUAGGUAGCUGCGAGGCUACUACUUUGCGCAACGCUACUGGACAAUCGAUUGACGUACCAUUUGUCAUUGUCAAAAACUAGGUUUGGGAGAUAAAAACGAAUAUACAUACACACGUACAGAACUAGAUCAGCCAUCUUUUUCGUGUUUUUGGGCAAAGUGAUACGUGUUAAUAUCAAUUUCAAGCUUAUAAGCAGUGAAACAGUGAAAUAAUGUGCCAAAAACUUCAUAUACUUAGUAAAUAAACUGAUAAACUUGUGUUUCUUACCUCUAUAAAUUUUAAUAUUAUAAAUAAGUGCUACCCACACUGAAAAGCUACCUAUUUCAAUCAUGAAGUAAUUAGUGAAAAAAUAAGUAUCAUAAUUUUAUUCCUUUAUUUAAUUACACUAAAAUAAAAAUGGCAAAUAUAGAAAUGAAUGAUGAAUUGCAAAGUCUAAUUUCUGUUGUGAUAAAAAGAGAGCCAAUAGAAGAUGUGGACAUCAAAGUGGAGCCCCCAGAUGAAAAUGAGGAAGAAUCUGGUCCACUUGUAGUUACUUCUAGCAUUAAACAGGAAUAUGAAGAAGAAGGAACUGUUGAAAACGAAAAUUUGACUGAUAAACAGGAAUAUGAAUUUAAUGCAGUUGAACAGAUAACAGUCAAGAUUGAACCUACUUUUUAUAGUAGCGAUGAUGAGCUGGACCUGGCCAGCUAUGCCCUAGCAAAAUCUCAAGAAACUGCUCAACCACAGAACAAUCAUCAUAACUUGAGAACUCGCGUAAAGAAACCAAGGAAGUCAAAGGAUCAUGAUGAGGACUAUAGGCCACCGAAAAAAAUAAAAAAGGUUAUAAAUGAAGUAGUGAAGAAACCAUAUACAAACAAGGCAAAGAAAAAAGAAAACUGCUACUCCGACAAUGUGACCAAGAACAUAGAACUGGUGACCAUCACGGAGGAAGAGAGACAGAUAGAGUUCAGAGACCUCUGGCAGACUCGGAGACACAUGCGGUACUUUUGUGAGGACUGCGCUGUGGGCUUUGUUAUGGAGGAGCCGUAUCUGGUGCAUAUGAGGAGCCACGCGCCGGAAGCAGGCGAGUUUAUGUGUGAAAUAUGUCGCUGUCGCGGCAACAACAAGGAGCAAAUGUACAAGCAUCGACUACGGCAUUUCCGACGCUACCGCUGUACCAUCUGCAAGCGCGUGUUCAAAGAUAAGGAGACAGCUUCGAGUCACGUGAUGAGCGAACAUGUCCACGAAGCGUUCAUCUGUGCAGAGUGCGGCAAAGGAUUUAGGAGGCCAGCCUACCUCAAGAAACACGUGGCGCAACAGCACACAAAAGGGCAACGCCACGAGUGCCCUAUAUGCGAGCGUGUAUUCUUCCACCGCAGCAUGUACAACACGCACGUUAGGAGACACAACGAAGAAGUCCGCAACCCUGUCAACCAGCUCUUCAUCUGUGACCUCUGCUCUAAGCAUCUCAAGAGCAAGCAAGCAUUACGGCGCCAUCUAGCGGUCCACGCCCGAACUCGCAGUAUUUCGUGCUCACUCUGUCCUUCCAUGUUUCAUACGAAGAAAGGAUUAAGGUUGCAUGAGUUGAACAAGCAUUCAGGGGAUAAAGAACGGCGAAUGUUACAGCAAUGUCCGCAGUGCGAGCGCGAAUGUACGACCCCCGCUUUACUGCGGCAACAUAUCAGACGGAUGCAUACUGACAGAACCAAAAAGUACCAAUGCGACGAUUGCAAACGCUUCUACUGGAGUAAAGGCGAGAUCCGCUCCCACAUCGUCUGGUCGCAUGCGCCGAGCCGCGGCAAGCGCGCUCUGUUCUGCUGCGGCCGCGAGUUCCGCACACGGAGCCGGCUGAAGGAACAUAUUACGAUACAUCAUUUGGGUCACGAGAGGGAAAGGAUACAUAAGUGCGACCAGUGUGACAAAGCGUUUGCGAACAAGCAAGUCCUUACCCGCCACAAGAAGAGCCACUCGGACUGCACGUACCCGUGCCCCGACUGCGGCCUCCGCUUCAAAUGCGAGGCCUACGUCAAAGUGCACCAGCAGAUCAAGCACCUCAACAUGACCCGAGCCGAAAUAAAGGCAUUAAAACAAGCCAGAAAAGCUUUAAACCCACCAAAAGGUUUACGACCACUGUCAAUGGCGGCGAACUUUAAUGAACCACCAAAAGGUUUACCUUUUUCAGGGGCGCCCAACCAUGAAGCUCAAGAUUUGGGUGUGAGUGAAAAGGAAAUUAGUUUUGAGACAGUGUUAGUGAAGCAGGAAGUGGAUAGUGAUAGUGAGAUUAGUGUGCCGCUGUUCGAUUUGGAGGAUUUGAAAAGUAGGGUGUGAUGUGAGUGAAAUAGUACAUUCGGUACAAGUGUGAAAAAUAGGAAAGUCGCAACGGGUGGGGGUAAAUUAAAACUCGACCGACGGGAGUGAUUUAAAUCGGCACGAGUUGCGAAUUACCUUGCGCAUAUGUAUCGUACCUUUUACAGUACAUAUGGCUUUUAAGUUUUCGACAUAGUUGCGUAAUGUGCUAAUUAUCGCACUAGUGCGUUAAAGUAGCACCGUAUUUACUGUAAUAGUACAUUACAAUUGCGAAAAAUAGGAAAUUCGCAACGAGUGUUUUAAAUCUACACGAGUUGCGAAUUGCCUAUUCGCACAUGUAUCGUACAACAUUUUACAGUACAUAUGGCCCCUUUAAAGUUUUGACAUAGUUACGUAAUGUGCUAAUUAUCGCACUAGUGCGGUAAAGUAGGACCAUAUGUACUGUAAAAAAUAUUAUCAAAUACCUGCAGAGGUUUUAAUGUAAUAGCCUACAUUUAUAGUAAAGAUAUGUCACAAGUGAGCGAAAUGAUAUUUACGACGAGGGCGUACAUGGAAUCAUGAACAAUGCGAAUCUACAAUAGAUUCACGAGCGUAGUGAGGGGAUUGUAAAAUAUAAUGCUGAACGUAGUGAGGGAUUUAAGUGUUAACGCUAAGAAAAUGGAACACCAUUUUCAUAAUUGAUGAAUUUGAUGAUGUUGUGAAAAGUAUUUUAAUGUAUUAAGUAUUGAAUAAAUCAAACAAUCUAGUCUUCGUUUUGUAAUGUGGUGUAGAACAGUCUCCUAAAGUAUAUUGAGGCAAGUCUCCAUUUUCUGACCGAAAUUACUGAAUAGUUAAAUUUUACAGACAUCAUGUUUUUUUUUAUAUUCGAUAUUUUCGAUACCUAGUUAAAGUAUCUGUUUGUACAAAUCUAGAUUAGCUAUUUAGCUCUGUAAGUUCUAGACAAAAUAAUGAAUUAACACAUUGAGUGGCUGGAACCCGCUCGGCGGGCGCUCUGUUCGUUGUCGCUUUCCUCUACAAAGCGGGAAAACGGCUUUGUAACGCUACAAAAACGUCGGGAGUGAAUGCGUUAAUGAAUUUAGCAAUCUUAUUUUUAGUAGCAUAAAUAGCGUCAACCUACCUCAUAAGUCUCACGAUUAACAAUAGCAAUAUGGCAUAAGGUUCAGGGCUAAGGAGAGGGGGCAUACAUUUAGUUAGAAAUUGUAGUCUUUAAAGGGGGGGAGGGGGGACAGCUGCCCUCGUAUCUUUUUGGCUAUUGGCAGACUUGCUAUCGGUAUGAAAAUAAAAAACGUUUUAUUGCGUUCGCUCAGCUAACCUAGACGAAAACAUGUUUAAAUAAAAACUUAGGGAAUUAUCAUGUUCGAUCUGUUUCCUUUUUGUAAAAAUAUUAAUAAAUACAAAAAUAUACAUAA